Messenger RNA from Rhineura floridana, 1778 nucleotides. RefSeq names its product angiopoietin like 7 (gene ANGPTL7). The transcript is spliced from 5 exons. Lineage: Eukaryota; Metazoa; Chordata; Lepidosauria; Squamata; Rhineuridae. The record is from RefSeq and is a predicted model, not a curated record. The coding region runs from base 291 to 1343 and encodes 350 amino acids.
GCUGCCAGGGGGCGGAGGUACCCAAGAGCAAUAGAUAUUUAAGAUGCUGUGUGUGCGAGGGAGAGGCACACACAUUUCUAGAGAGCAGAGACUUUGAUUCUAACUAUUCACCUUUGAGAGACUCAGUUUAUUGAGAAAGAAGAGGGGAACAAGAGAUUUGGCUUUACACAAAGCAAUUGCACCAGUGCAAUUCAACUAAAAAACUCCUUCUCCUGGGAGAGAAGGUAAGAAUUUCUCAAGCAGCCACCAGGAGUGAGUGGGGGAAAGAAAGAAAAAACCUUGAACACAAGAUGCAGACCACGCUCAGCACUCAACUGGCUUGGUUAUGCGCAAUAACCAUCUCCUUGGCCAUCUACCCAGCGUGGAUGCAGAAACCACCAAAGAGAAAGGCGAUCAACAAGAAUCCCAAAGCCCUGGGCUGCUGCGAGGGGCUGAAGAUUCAUGUGGCCAACCUAUCCGCCUUGAUACAGGAGGUGAGCAAGAAGCAGGAUGAUGAACUGGGGAAUGCCAUCAUGCAGAUGAUGGAGCUAGAAAGACGCUUCAAAGAGUUGGACCUGCACCUCAACAAUGUGGAAGGGAAGUACUCAGAGAUGAACAACCAGCUAGGCAUUGUGCGGCUCCAGGCAGCUCAAACCGUCACACAAACAUCCACAGAUGCUGUGUAUGACUGUUCAUCACUCUAUCAGAGGAAUUACAGAACCUCAGGGGUCUACAGACUCCUUCCUGAUGAAUUCCUGGGAACGCCAGAACUGCAAGUAUACUGUGACAUGGAGACUGAUGGCGGGGGCUGGACUGUCAUCCAGAGGCGCAAAGUUGGCCUGAUCUCCUUCAGCCGGGAUUGGAAACAGUACAAGCAAGGGUUUGGCAGCAUCGAGGGAGACUUCUGGCUGGGAAAUGAGCACAUCCAUCAGCUCUCUAGGCGCCCAACAACACUGCGUGUGGAGCUUGAGGACUGGAAUGGCAACAUCCGUUAUGCUCAAUACAACCACUUCACUCUGAGCAAUGAGCAGAACAGCUACCGCCUCUUCCUGUCCAACUAUAGUGGCAACAUUCCACACGACUCCAUGAGGUACCACAACAACACAGCCUUCAGCACCAAGGACAAGGAUAAUGACAAGUGUGUGGAUCACUGCGCACUACUACGCAAAGGAGGCUACUGGUACAGUUGCUGCACAGACUCCAAUCUGAAUGGGGUUUAUUACCGCAACGGUGACCACAACAAGAGCACAGAUGGGAUCACUUGGUACGGUUGGCAUGGCAAAACCUACUCCCUGAAGAGGGUCGAGAUGAAGAUUCGACCGUCAGACUUCAAAGCCCAGGGGGCCACCCACAAAGUUGAGUAAGGCAGCAGACACAAAACUUUGUGGGGGACAGGGAGAAAAAACACAAACACUAAACAAAAAAAAACAACACGAUAACCACUGAUCUGAAACACAGAAGAACUCAUAUUGAACUAUACAAGGAAUAAUAAUAUGCACGCAUUGCAACACAUCACAUUUGAGAGAAGGCCAAGGAGAAGUUCCCUGCUUAACUUCGUUGCCAGAGUGGAUUCAUAUUAAUAUAUCUAUUUUUAUUCACUUUAUUAUUAUUAUUACAAGAGGGAUUUAGAUUAAUUUAGUCGCUAUCUUGUCAGUAGAAGACACCAGUUUGUUGACUGGCCAAAACUUGGGACCAUUGCGCCAAGAGCAUCCUGUUGUUUUAGAUGGCUUCUGCCUAGGUGAUGUUCCAGGUGGACUGUAAAUCAGAAGAGCAAAAUCUGUACAAAGUUCCCAUGUCUC